Zophobas morio is the source of this 2099-nucleotide messenger RNA. RefSeq names its product peptidoglycan-recognition protein LB-like. Bases 1527 to 2072 code for a protein of 181 amino acids. The record is from RefSeq and is a predicted model, not a curated record. Gene Ontology annotation, molecular function: N-acetylmuramoyl-L-alanine amidase activity; peptidoglycan binding; zinc ion binding. The transcript is spliced from 2 exons. Gene Ontology annotation, biological process: peptidoglycan catabolic process; innate immune response. NCBI's taxonomy places the organism in Eukaryota, Metazoa, Arthropoda, Insecta, Coleoptera, Tenebrionidae.
AUUUUAACUUAUAGUAUAAUAAAAAAUAAUAAAAAAAUAAAUUCGUAAAAUCUGAUUUUCCCAUUUAUGUAAGAAACUGGAUUUGUUCAAUUUACUGUACUUCGGGUGUCAGGAAAGUUCUGUCUAGAUAACUUUAGAUACAUUUUUUAUACCUGCUGGAUAUUCGCCGGCGUUCUCAAAUAAUGUAGCUGAAGAACGCCUAAAAUAGUGUCCUGUUGAGUUUGGGUGGUUUUAUAAGUUAUAUGUGUAUAAGUGAUGAGAAAUGUUGAACUUGAAGAGAAAAAUAAUUCUUUGGAAAUCGUUUACAAUGGUUGCAAUGGAAACUUAAUAACCGUACUACAUAUACUGGAGUCUUCGACCAAUUUUAGUCAAUAAAUUGGUUAGAAAACACAUAUCUAGAAGUCUGAAAUUCAGUAGUAAUAGGGCUGUUCAUGCGACUUUCACGUGAUUAGCGGUUCUAACUUGUUUCAAAAUCUAACAUAAACAAUCGAACAACCAAAAAACCUAAAAUUGUUUUCUUUUCUUUUCUUGAGAGCAAUUUUAAGAAUCACAACAAUCGCAACAUGAGGAAUUCGUUGACGUCUAUAAACAACUUCACUUUUGUAUUGUAUACACCGAAGAUCUUACAACAGAUCCGCUUCAGUUGAUUGACCUUGCUAUAAGUAAAUUUUCUUUGUAGUAUUGGUUCCUUCUUUCUCAUUAACGCUGUUGAGAUACACAGUCAUUAUUAAUUGUGGUGCGGAAAGUAAAGAUUACUUGUCUUGCCGUGCACCAAUUUGCUGUAAUCUUUUUGAAUAAAUGUCCUUGUAUUUGCUGUACAUUACGACACAUAUUUCUAAAGUUUACAACACAUUUUAAUUAUCUUGUGUUUGUUUUAAUUAUUUUAAAUAAUCCAGGAAAUCCUUCAACUGUCUUGUUGAUUUUUGUUCCGCUGUCUUCAUUAGAGAUUAAAAUGGCGUAUUUUUGUAGGUGUUACAUCUUCGUUUCCUGUCGCCUGAUUUAUGUUUUUUACAGUAGCUGGAUACACAAAAAUAUCAUGCUUUUAUGCGAAUUACGUCGCCAAUUUUAUUAAUAUAAUUUUGACAAAAGUGUACUUAUUUAGUUUGCUCAUCGUAGUUUAUUUGUUAUGUGAAAAUGUUGAUGUUAUGUGGCAAAUUGGAGGUCAUUGGGAGAAUCCCCACGUAAAACUGUACUAAUUUCCUGAAAACUACUCAACUAUUAGAUUUUUUUCAAGUGCGGGCCUGUAUUAUUAUUAUUAUUGUCAUUAUCAUCAUCAUCAUCAUCGUCACGAUCAUUAUAUUAGUCAUUGUUAACAAGAAAAAUGAAAUGAAAAAAGCAAUUAAUCAUUCUUAAAAAUAAUAUUGUUAUUUAUACAAGAACACAAAAAAAUUCUUCGUGAAAUCUUAUCUUGAUAUCAAAAUCGCAAGACAGUUGUAACAAUUUGUGGACCCUCUUGAGACAAAUCUAAUCUGUCUGUAAAAAUUCUAUAAAAACAAGCACACGUGUCCACGUCCUCACACACAACCAUGUAUCUUUUCCUUGUCCUCAUAGCUAUCGGAACCACCCAUGCCCUCGACAUCGUCUCUCGGGACGAAUGGGGAGCUCGUCCCCCCACCAACGUCGUCCCUCAAAGCAACCCAGUACCAUACGUAGUCAUUCAUCACAGCGUGGAACCUGAGGUUUGUUACACCAAAGAGGAUUGUAUUCAAGCGAUGCAGACCAUGCAAGACAUGCACCAGAUUGAUAAUGGAUGGGCCGAUAUUGGGUACAGUUUUGCGGUGGGUGGAGAUGGUAAUGCGUACGAAGGAAGGGGAUGGUCGGCUGAAGGUGCCCACGCUCCUGGCUACAAUUCCAGGAGUAUCGGGAUUUGCGUAAUCGGGAACUGGAUGGAAGCUGUACCGUCAGAGAAGCAGUUGCAGACGGUCCAUGAGUUGAUAGAGUAUGGGGUGGAGUUGGGGAUGAUUAGUGGGAGUUAUGGGUUGAUAGGGCAUAGAGAGGCGACGGAAACUCUAUGUCCGGGGGAUCUGUUGUUUGAAGAGAUCACCACAUGGCCGCAUUUUGUUCAAGUUUAACAAGUUAAUAAAAAUUUACAAGGAGAA